Molecule: messenger RNA, 3749 nt
Organism: Hydractinia symbiolongicarpus
Lineage: Eukaryota; Metazoa; Cnidaria; Hydrozoa; Anthoathecata; Hydractiniidae
Exons: 14
Coding region: 640-2733 (697 amino acids)
Source: RefSeq, a predicted model, not a curated record
AUCUCUGUGUGUUCUCCCUGGUAAAUAAUUCAAAUAAUUUUUCUUACUUGUUUUGAAUUGGUAAAAUUACCGUCUAGUCGGACAAUGGGAGAACAAGAUAUGCUGGACAUUGUACAAGCUUUUAUUUUUUAUUUAUUUAUUAAUUUUUUUAUUUUUUAUUAUUUUUUAUCUUUUUAGAAUAAAAUUUUCUUUUUAAGUAAAAUACAGAAAAUUGAUGUCCACAUAGUGCUGAUAUUUUUUGUGAAAAAAGCUUUUUAGAAACAGUGAGAUCUGCGUGUAUUUUUUUCUAAAAUUAUCCCAACCACUCUUUCACAUAAAGUCAAAACUAAUUGUUUUUCCUGUUUAGGAUCUCUUUAAUGACCGUGUUUUGAAUAAAAAAAUGUUAUCGAUUCUAAUUCAUCUUUACAAAUCGAACGAAGCUAUGUGGGAAUUCCCAAACAGACCGUCAUGAAACUGCGUCUAAGUAGCCUACGCCAUUUUUAAUUCUCCACAAAACAUGUUACUGCGAAGUUAUUUUUUAAAAAACGACUUUCUUCAAAGGUUAUAUAGAUGAUGUACUGAAUCGAUUAUUGACAACUAGUGCAAAAGAUUGAUUUGAGAAGUAACACCUGAGCUAUUACAAUUUUAAAAAGAACAGACAUGUCUGAAGAUUUGCGCACUCCGUUGCUUUCUAACAACAACGCCGCCUGCGACAAUGAUCCGCUAUUGGAUUGGCCGUUUGAACCAAUUAUCGACACAGAAAAUCUUAUGCCGACAUCUUUCGAUGACUUAGUGAAUGAUGACUUAGUGAAUGAUUCUGUAUUGAUCAAUUACAACCCAACAAUGGAUAACAAUGACGAAGAUCUGACAGAUAACAACUACGAACAAGAGCUACCUUUUGAGUAUCCAGUUCCAUCUGACCUGUCGAUAGAUGCCACUAACUUUUGCUUUGACAUUAAAUGUGUUCAAUUUCCGAAAAAGAUUUACAAAAAGCAGAGAAGAAUGACGAUCGACAAGAAGCAGACAUCACAACAAAGACUGAAAGAAGAUGAAGCUCAGUUUAAAGUGAUGCUCAUGUUUAAUCGACCCAACGCUCUCAGAGACAUUAAAGAUAUCAAAGUAAAAGUGCUUCGUCAAAAUCCGGUCCCAAUUCAAAUGAAGCUCUUCACUGGUGAAGCGUUGCUAAGUAACUGCAAUUGGUACCAAGAGCAACCAAAUUCCACAGGGGUCACUCUGAAAGGUAAUUUAGACGUAUACAAAGUUGGCGAUGAGGAAGUGUACAAACUAGCAAAGACUGGGAUGAGCGAGCAUAAUAUGUUCGUAGUUAAAAUCGAAGUAAUAUUUCGAAACGGCGUGACAACAAGAAAUACGACCGAGCCGUUCUUGGUUGUCGGGCGAAACGACAAGUUUGACUUGCCUGGUAUACUGAACCCGAAUUAUACUGCUGUCAAAAAAAGACGGUUGGAAUCAAGCGUGUCAAGUAAUCCAUGUUCUGUGGAGUCUCGGGGAAGUAUCAAUGGUAGCCCGAUAAAUAGUUAUUACGAGUCCGACUCGUCUGGAACAAAUUCGUUUGUUCAGCGAUUUGACGAACGUUACGCGAAAGUACAGAAGAAAGUGUUUGAUUAUCUAAAGGCAAGAGUUGGCGAGUUUGAUGAGCUUCGUGGUAGCUUGUUAACAACUAAAAACGGCGAUAUCGCGUAUCACUUCAUUGUCAACCCCAACGUUCAUGCCGACUUCUCAACUGGCGAAGUGAUUGGUUUCUUUAGUGACAAGCUUGGUAAGACAGUCAUCGAGAAACUAACUGGUGAAAAUGCUUCCAGAGCUUACAUGAAAGGUGUUGUAACAAAUUCUCAAUAUAUCGAGGCUAACAAACCGGCAGACGAAAACGUAAAAACAGCCACAGUAUGCAUGUUAGGACUGGUCGAUGUCAACGCAAUGGGUUCUAUAGAACCUGGUGAAUCGCUAUACGCCUCACAACGGUGUCCCGGAAUUGCUGUCUCUGAAUACCACUCGACCCAUUCCUUCUCUGAUAAAGACGCUUAUAUUGGCCAAGCGUUGGAAAGAAAAAAAUGCACACGAGAAUCAGAGAGACAUUCGAUAAAAGCGUUGGUCUCGCUAGUGGGUGGAGCUAUGAAUAAAGUGAUGCGCAAAGAAUUAUCUGAAAUAGAAGAGAGUAUGCAUGUUAAUUUGAAAGUGGGCGGAAGACGAUCACGUCGAUGUAUUUGUAUUGCAUCCGUCCUUGUGGUUAUCCUACUGGCUUUAUUUCUGGUUUUGUUUUGGCAACUUUACCUGCCAGGUUCGGAGUACAAACGAUACAAGUGUCGUAAAGGUUCCAUAGCUGGAAGUGUAAAUCAUGCUAAAUACUGGACGUGGGCUGAAGAAAUGGGUCACAAAGGAAUAGAAUUUACAUGCAAUGCGUUGUGGGAAAAAGUCAAGGAUCGAUUUUAUCUAAGCGAAGACGAACGCAACAUUCAUGCUUAUCGUUGCCCAGACAACUAUCACUACUACCUGAACGUGGAAAGAUGUUCUGGAAUUGGAAAUAAUCCUCUCAUGUUUGCCAUCGAUCGCAACUGCACCCACGUGUACACCUUUCGUGAAAACACUGGCAGAUGGACCGUCGAAAAGCUGGUUUGUUGGGAUCCAAAAUGUAACAUACAAUGCUCAUUCACCGAUGGGAGAGAUGACUCAAAUUGUAGCAAAUUAAAUUACAGUAAAAACUGCACGUUAAUUCUUCCACGUAGGUUGAAAUAUUGACAUGUUUAACUAACCUGGCUGAGUCUGCUUUGGAUUUUUGCGCCUGGCACUGUAAUGCAGAUCAAGUAAUGUCGUUGCAUAAAAAUAGAGUGGUCUGACUUUUAAAUAUUUUGAAGUUGAAUAGAUGUUCGGGAUAAAACAUACAGGACAAGGUGCUCACUGUCCUAAAAUUCUACCAUAAAUGUUUAAGGAGAUUUCUGUACUUUGGAAUUUUUUUUAUCUAUAAUAGUUUUUUUGUGCAAAUUUACUUUCAUGGACUUGUGGAUAAGCAAAUUUUUGAAGAACCCGCAAAACCGCAAAUUUUUCUGCCGAUAAAGUGAUUGAUUUCACUUGCUCAUGUGGAGGCAAUCUUGCAAUCUUCCUAAAAAUAAACUGAGUGGCCACCCUGGUAAAAAAAUAUUAUUGUAAGUACAAAACUUGGCUGGUACCAAGUACAAAUAAGAAAAAACUUACUCUUGAAUUGGGAACGAGUUUUUUCUUGAGAUUAAAAAAACAAACAGAAAUAACCAGUUUUUGAAUCAAAACUGGUUAUUAAAAGACGAAAAUAAAAACAAAAACAAAUUCUUUUUCGUUUGUAGUUUAUUCUCUUGAGACGAAUAAUAUGUACAUGUUUUUAUUUUUAACAGCUCGUCUGAAGAUACAUAUUUUUUAAUAAUAAUUUUGUUCUGUUGUAAGUCUUUUUGUUUUGUGUAGUUGCUUGUGAUGCUAUGAGAGAAUAUAAAAUGUAUGUUCUAGCGCAGUCGCGUGCGUGCAAUGCAUUGACGUCACAGCAAAUCCAGUACCAACGAGCAUCCUGCGGUACCAUGCCAUGCUUAGCCAUGGCUAUUUCCUAUCAUACAGCAAUGAGUAAAGGGAAUUCCCUAAUAAGUAAUGACGUCAUAAAAUGCAGCAAAUGAGUCCAAAAUUCUAGCGCAGGUGGAAUUCCCUGGUAUUCAUAAAAAAUGAACGCAUGCGCUGUAAAGACUAAACUGCGUUAGUAUUUUUAACCGCUAUGAAAUCUUCCGACAAUGUUAAAA